This is a messenger RNA of Aspergillus uvarum CBS 121591, 484 nucleotides long. RefSeq lists its product as uncharacterized. Lineage: Eukaryota; Fungi; Ascomycota; Eurotiomycetes; Eurotiales; Aspergillaceae. The transcript has a single exon. Bases 212 to 454 code for a protein of 80 amino acids. The record is from RefSeq and is a predicted model, not a curated record.
CAUGGAGCUCCUUAGUGGAUAGACAAACGCAACUCCAACUCCUGGAGGCAACUUCUCCCGCGGUUUUAGUUAAGCGUUUAGCAGCAAGGGGGGAGAGCGUAACUUCUGAUCCAGCCUUGCCAUUACAUCCCUACGCCUAUAAUCCGGGGUUGAUCCGGAGCUGGACUUUCUACCGAAUGUCGUGGGACUGAUAGAUCUUCCGACCCUAGAGAUGAUGACUAGUCUUGCCUCUAUCUACUUCGUUCAGAUCACCCCAGUCAACGACUUUCUCUCUCGUGCUGAGGUGGUGGAGGAUAUUGUAGAAUGCCGGAACGACCCAGUGUCAUGCAGUGCAGUCGAUUCCCUUCUCCUGGGCAUUGCUGCGCUGGGUUGUCUGUUCGAUAAUGGUCGUCAGACCAAAGGCUCGGAGCUCGAGCGGCAACUCGUUUACAGCGCACGGGUGACUCGAGAAUAAUCCAGCCAGCUUCCACACCCUCAUGUCGAC